Messenger RNA from Neoarius graeffei (lesser salmon catfish), 8418 nucleotides. RefSeq names its product tribbles pseudokinase 3 (gene trib3). NCBI's taxonomy places the organism in Eukaryota, Metazoa, Chordata, Actinopteri, Siluriformes, Ariidae. Gene Ontology annotation, molecular function: protein kinase activity; ATP binding; mitogen-activated protein kinase kinase binding. The record is from RefSeq and is a predicted model, not a curated record. The coding region runs from base 902 to 1933 and encodes 343 amino acids. Gene Ontology annotation, biological process: protein phosphorylation; regulation of MAP kinase activity; positive regulation of proteasomal ubiquitin-dependent protein catabolic process. Gene Ontology annotation, cellular component: nucleus. The transcript is spliced from 4 exons.
GAGAUGUUGCAAUCGUGCGAAGUACAGCAUCAUCGAGGCGAAGCUGGUGUCACGCAGAAAAGCAUAAUAGGAGUCACCGACCAAAUAGAGAGCUUACAAGGCGGACGGUCAGGUGAAAGGGACGCGUCUGAUUUCAGGAAGGAAUCUUAAACCCCGAUUGACAACAACAGCUUAAAGGCCUCUGGUGCUGGGACACGUUUCCUCUCAUGCCUGCUAACUUUCUGCACAACUUUUUUUUUCUUCUUCUAACGGUUCGUUAGACACGUACAAGUAACUCGUACGCCAAACUUCUUAUUUGGUGUAUUCGUCGAAUGGUUUUGCUUUAUUUGGCGAUUAAGCACUGUGGUACACAGGAAGAUCGACGUUGUUCCUGUGAUUAUCAAAUUUCAUUCAGCGGAAGUAAGGAACAAAGACUUUAGUAUUAACAAGAAGAAGCGCUGGAUGGUUUUUCCACUUAAAGACUUGUCGUUAUUUACCUAACAACUUACCAAAAGGAAAGUACAGACCUCCAAGUCCGAAGAGAAUCCUGCGGCCCAUUGAUUCUCCUCUUAUACCGUCUUGGAUACUUUGUGGAAUUGUAACACAGCCAACUACAGUUCAGGAACAGGCACCUCGUUCAGACAAUAAUUCGCCUGGAAGAGUUUUUACGUUAACUUCCAUACUUGUUGUUAUAAACCCAUUACUUUAGUUUUCAGGGGUUUUUUUCCCCUCAAAUUGGGGGAUUAAAAAAAAAACGUAUGGCGACAAAUAGCUGAGUUGGCUACAACUGGCGCUUGGAGUUCCUAAUUGCUAUUGUUCUGCUGUUGAAGAGCGAGUCCUUUGUUCAGCAACAAGAUGACCCCUUGACUGACUUCUGCUAGAUGUCUCUAUUCAUUCACAAUUCUCCCUUCACCUUUUAUAGAUGAGUGUGAACCUUUCAGCACCUGCUCUCCCACUGCGAGUGAAGCGAGUAGACUGUGAAGACCCUCACAACACCCAUGCUCUGAAAUGCAAGCGCCGUAGGUUGAGCCAGCCCCCCUCCCCUGGUCUAGCCUCUUGCAUUCGGCCUCAAACUCGCAGCCCAGAGAAGUUUUGUGUGUCUUCCAUUGGGUCCUAUUUUCUGCUGGAAGCCACAGAGGGCACGCAGACUUAUCGUGCUGUCCAUCGCAUCACUGAGCAGGAGCAUACUUGUAAGGUGUUUUCGAUGAGGAAGUACCAUGAGCUUAUUGCGCCGUACACGCGUCUGCUGCCCCAUGAUAACAUCUGUAAGAUAUCGGAGGUAAUCAUGGGGGAGCAGAACGUGUAUGUUUUCUUUGAGCGCAACUACGGUGACAUGCACUCAUAUGUGCGCACCUGUAAAAGGCUCCAGGAGGAUGAAGCUGUGUCUCUCUUCAGGCAGAUGGCAUUGGCAGUCAUGCACUGUCAUGAAAAUGGUGUUGUACUGAGAGACCUCAAGUUGCGCAAGUUUGUCUUUACUGAUGCACAAAGAACAAAGCUGGUUUUGCAGAACCUAGAGGACUCCUGUCUCCUGAAUGGAGAUGAUGACUCUCUCACAGACAAACAUGGCUGCCCGGCCUAUGUGGGACCAGAGAUCUUGAACUCACGGCAUUCAUACUCUGGAAAGGCGGCAGACAUUUGGAGCCUGGGAGUUGUGCUCUACACCAUGCUGGUGGGUCGCUACCCCUUUCAAGAUGUAGAGCCUGCUGCACUGUUCAGCAAAAUUCGCAGGGGUGCCUUCACAAUCCCAGAGGCUCUGUCACCCAGAGCCAAGUCUCUAGUAUGCUGUAUGCUCAGAAAGUCACCCUUGGAGAGGCUGGAGGCCCCAGAUAUUUUGUUGCACCCAUGGCUACACUGUAGUACCAAUGGCUUUGUCAGCUUGCACCCGAACUCUAGGCACUCAACUGACCAAGUGGUCCCAGGCUUUGAAAAAUGUGAUGAAAGAGACAGUUACUGAAAUUGGUGAAGCACUGGAGUGAGUAUUCAUCUGCUUGCACGAUCAAGGAUUUCUGACUGUUUGCAGUGGUAGCAUAAUGGGGAAGGCUGAGCAGAAUCAAGAUUCCAACACAAAGUGAACUGGAUUGCUGUUUGUAUUUCUGGCUUCUCACCUUUUGUGGUCUGUGCAGAUAGACCCAAGGACACUGGUUUGAUUUGGUUCAUUUUAAAGCCUGCCGAAUACCUGUGGUGAUGCAUGCUGUUUAAGAGAAAAAUAAAAAAGGGCUAUAAAAGGAUGAAGGGCUUGUGCUUUGGUGGCUUUAAAAGGAUUUCUGGAGCAGAUUUGCUAUUCGAAGCACAGCUGGACCUAUAGCCCAUCACUCCUGAAGUCAGUUCAGCAGUGGUGUGUGUGUGUCCUUCAUACAGUGUAUAUUAAGUUGUUGAAAGACUGAAUCGCCUGAUACCUCUGACUUUAAUCCUGGAAUACUUGAUGCACAGUAUGUGCCUUUUUAGUAUAUAUUGUUUACAUAAUUUUCAGUGGGAAACAGUUAAGUAAAUUGAAAGUGCCUUUUCCCAAUGAAAAUGAGUAAGUAGUGUGUUUUGUUUGUUUGUUUGUUUUAUAAAGUAGCCUACCAAAGAUUUAGUUUCAUCACCAAACCUCAUUUAUUGUAUGAAUCUCUAAGUUUGCUUUCUUGUAUAUGAAGGGUUCUAAAAAUAGUUUAGUGUUUCACAACACUUGGAGAUGUGUCAGAUAUAGUCUUGUGACUCACCUUUGUCUUGAUUCACUCAAAUACAGGGUAGAACAGGGAGGAUGAAUGCAGUGCCAUGUUCAGCUGUAGACAAGGAGUUGUAUCCUGUCCUGCUACAAUUUUGUAUUUUCCUUCAGGAUCAAGAUUCCUCAGUGCCAGGUUUUUAAAAAUGUUCUGAGGAACCUCCAUCAGUGCUCACAUGGUGUCUUCAUUCAUAGAUAAAAACAUGACCUAAGGCUUGAGUACUGGCUGAUGUGUAUGUGCUGUGAGGUGGACAGAGAUCCUGAAGAACAGUGUGUUUGUUCACUUGCACCACAUGUUUCCAUGUGGAGUGUGAGUUGAGAAAAAGAAAAGCAUUACAAUUGUCAGUAAUGAUGUCUGCAUAGAAUGCUUUGACUGUCAUUUGUUUGUCUAUUUUGUGAAUUUGUAAAUGUUUUUGUAACCAUGGCAAAAAAGGACACUACAUUCUGUUCUCAAAAGAAGGGGUUAUACUUGUUUUGUAAGUAUUUGUUGCCCAUACAAAUAAACAAAUGCACAAAGUUUUCAUGAAUAUGAAAUAAUGCAAUACUACUUUAUUUUUAGUGGGCUUUGACUAGUUUCAAGCCAUGGAGCCCAACAGAAGGUUAUUUUUCCACAUGAAAUAAUCCAUUUAUGAAAUUAAAAACAAAACCCUUUUAAAUCUCCCAAAAUAAUACUGGUUAAACAUAGCAUUUCAGAGCCCAACACGUAUAAGGUCAGCAAAGUUGUUGGCCAUCUUGUUUGGGUCAUGCACAUAAAGCGAUCAAUAGGCUUCAUAACAAAAGAAGCACUCCUUUUAAAACACAGGUGUAUAAAUUCAAUUACAUCUUUGUUUCACAUAGUUCUUUUCUGUGGGGUUGUUGUCUGCUUUCUGAAUAUCCUGCAUAUAUAAAUACUGGGGUGGCACGGUGGUGUAGUGGUUAGCGCUGUCGCCUCACAGCAAGAAGGUCUGGGUUUGAGCCUUGUGGCUGGUGAGGGCCUUUCUGUGUGGAGUUUGCAUGUUCUCCCCGUGUCUGCAUGGGUUUCCUCCACAGUCCAAAGACAUACAGGUUAGGUUAACUGUGACUCUAAAUUGACCGUAGGUGUGAAUGGUUGUCUGUAUCAGCCCUGUGAUGACCUGGCGACUUGUCCAGGGUGUACCCCGCUUUUCACCCGUAGUCAGCCGGGAUAGGCUCCAGCUUGCCUGUGACCCUGUAGAACAGGAUAAAGUGGCUCGAGAUAAUGAGAUGAGAUAUAAAUACUGAGUGACAUGCAUUUUAAAACAUUUAAAAUCCAAUAAUGUGCCUGUAUGCUGCAUUUUGGAAUGAAUAAGCUAUCACAAACUAGUGCUGUUCACUACCGAAGAAAAAGGGUCACAGUCCCCCCCCCAAAAAAUGUUUAUAUAUAUAUAUAUAUAUAUAUAUAUAUAUAUAUAUAAAUAAAAACACACAUGGCAGAGACAAAAACCCUGCAUAUUCCCCAUACAUGUGGAAUCAAAACACCAAUAAUUCAUAAUGUCUGUAUGUAUUCUAGACACCAUAUGCUACUCAGGGACUUUUUAAUAGCUGCCAUCACACAGAAAAUUGAGCCAAUUACUACUUAUUGUUUUCAAGGGGACAUUGGCAAUAUGACAAAAGGUUAACUGAAUCUGAACUGAAUCUCAGUAUGGAUUAGGCUAAUAAUGUUCAGCUAAGGAAAUUCAUGAAAGGGCGCAGCAUAUUCAGCCUCUGUUAUUUAAACUGGUAUGGGGGGGUGAUUUAACGGUAAACAAUUAUGAACAGUUGAAUAUUCAACGGGUAUUCUACUCAAGCAAUCAAUCACAGGCCAACAUUAGCCUUGUUUUCUGGAUGUGUAUAAAGUGAGCUUUAGCCACAAAUAAUUCGAAACACGUUUAAAUGUCAUUUACCCAUGACAUUACAUAUAAACAUCAGGAAAGUGUAUCUUUAAGUUAAUAGUUUGCAAUAGAGUUAUAUGUUGGCUAGCCAUACUUCAGAUUUAAGUGCUCUUCCUUCAAUGUGACUGUGCUCUUGCUGUACUUAAGGGCACAAGGUAAAAUCCAUUUCUCAAAUCCACUAAGCCAGCAUGAUUAUACUGAAAAGAAGAAACUCACUGGCCACCCUGGCAUACCCCAAGAAAAAAUUUCAUGACAGUAGAAAACAUUCAAACGCAUGUAAACAUCAAACACAUCCUUUAAUAUAACAGCAAACUAGAGUGAUCACUAGAUGUAUCAGAGACCAUUCUUAAAGAUUAAGGGGAACACACCACACACACAUCUUUUGACAUCAGUGACAAGAACAUGGCAGAACACACCACCUAGUGGCAAAAGACCGUAUUUUUGAAAAUUGUACAAAGGCAGCAUAUUCCACACUUUAUUCAAAUGCUAAUAAAAUGUUAAUUCAAAGAUGUAUUUGCAGUUGGAUUUCCUGUGUGUGGGGGCAUAAUUUAAGGCAUAAUUAAAAUCUAUAACUGCAUUUUCAUGAACAACAAUCCACAAAUAGCUGCCAAAAUUUAAAAAAGCAACUGUAAAGGCCAUUUGACAUUUCAGUGUCUAAGCUAGUAUGAUUCUGUCACGUUGAAAGCUACAACACACCUUACAUUUGCAAAUGCAUUUCCUCAUGCUCCAACCUGGCCAAAAAUAAAGCACAAGUGUUAACAGAUGUUACAAGGCUAAACUGACUUUGUAAUUUCCUCCAAAACACCAAAAGGUUCCAUCCACAGAAUCUGACAGACAUGUACCUUGUUUACAAUGAAAAUGCAAACACAAACAGGACUGCAUACAUGUUUUAUUUUUGGCCGAGCUGGAGUGUGAGGAUGAGAGAAAGUGUAACUACACGUAUGAGGAUUGGUGUAGCUCUUUCAAUAUGGCAGAAUCAUAACAGUACAGCAGUAUAACCAUUUAAUUUUGGCACCCACUGUGCAUUGUUUAUGAAAAUGCUAUAUACAACACAGACACAUGAAAAAAUAAGUACAUCCCAUGGAAAUGUAGACUUUUCUCAACAUAAACAAGCCAACAUUUCACCUUUUUGAUAGUGCCCACAGAUAAAGGUGAUGAAGAAAACAACAAGGAAAAUGAGCCCUUUCAAUAAUUUAUCCAACAAAAAUAUCAAUAGAUGUAAUAUUCUUCUGUGAAGAAAGUAAGUACACCCUUGGCUUCAAAAGCUAGUAUUCUCCCCUUGAACAUAACUUCUUGUAUGCAUUUUGCGCAAUUGUCCACCAGUCCCUGACAUCAGCUUGCUGAAAUUUUUGACCACUUUUCCAUACAAAAUUCCUUCAGUUGCAAGAUGUUUGAGGGUUUUCUUGCAUGCACAGCCCUUUUCAAAUCUCCCCACAACAUUUCAAUAGGGUUCAAAUCUGGGCUUUGAUUAGGCUAUUCCAUAACCCUUUAUUUCUUCUUUUUGAGCCAUUCCUUGGUGGAUUUGCGAGUGUGCUUAGAAUCGUGUUGAAAGGUUCACCUCUGGUUUAACUUCAACUUUUGAACAAAUGGCUUCGUGCUAUCUUCAAGCACAUUUUAAAUGAUUCAGAAUUCAUAGUUGAUUCAAUGAAUGCAAGCUUCCCAGUCCCUGAGGGAGUGAAGCGAUCCCAAACCAUAACGUUUCCACCACCAUGCUUCACAGUUGGUAUGAGAUUCUUCUCCUGAAAAGCCAUCUUUGGUCUGCGCCAUACGUGUACUCUUACUGUGGCCAAACUACUCUACCUCUGAUUUGUCUGUCCAGAGCACAUUAUUCCAAAAGGCCUGGUCUUUGCCUAUAUGUUCAUUGGCAAACUGUAGUCUUGCUUUGGGCAGUGGUGAGCACUGUUGCCUCAUAGCAAGAAGGUCCUGGGUUCGACAGCCAACAAGGGGUCUUUCUGUGUGGAGUUUGAAUGUUCACGCUCUCUGCGUGGGUUUCCUCUGGGUGCUCCGGUUUCCCCCACAGUCCAAAGACAUGCAGUUAGGCUAACUGGCAACUCUUAAAUUGUCCAUUGAUCAAGCUUGGAGAGGGAUGGGCUCUGCCAAGUUUAAAAUGUCCUAGACACUUUAACAGUCCAUCAGUGGUGCCUCUACGGCUCUUGCUGGCUAUGAGAAGUCGUCUUGUUUUAACAUUCCUUUUGAACAGCAAAGGAUUUUUCCUGGCACACCUCCCAUGCAAGUCAAAUUUGUCCAGUCUCUUUCUGAUUGUAGAUGUAUGCACUUUCACACCAACAGUUGCAAGAGUUACACAUUUUGUGAUGAAAUUUUAGGGUUCUUAAAGAUUUUUUUUUUUUUUGGCAUCAAAUGGUCUGCUCUUGGGCUAAAUUUGCUGGGAUGGCCAGUCUUGGAAAAAUUGGCAGUUGUUUGAAAUAUAUGCCACUUGCAGAUGAUUUUCCUUACAGUGGAAUGAUUUAUUCUGAAUAAUUUAGAGAUGUUUUUAAAUCCCUUCCCAGAUUCAUAGGCAUUCACAACCUUUUUCCUGAAGUCCUCAGAGAGCUAUUUUGAUCUUGCCAUGAUAAUACCACACACUUCAAUAAUAAAGAGAACAGCAAACAGUAGAUGUCAGGUUUAAAUAAGGCAGAGUCCACCUGCACCUUAAAGGGCAUAUCACGGGUAAAUUCAGGAGCAAGAUCAAUGUAAUUCUUCUAUUUUAUAUUAAACUUUGGUCAAAUAUCUGUAACAUUCUGUAUUCUCUGCAAUUUUUUUUUACCUUGCGCAAUACCAGAAAAAUUCAGUUGAAAUCAAGCCAUUUGAGGCGAAUUCGUCCGCCUCUGAAAAAACUUUGCAUUUGAAUUUCCCGGGAAACAUUUAAUUUUGUGACAUCUGAAUCAGCGCUGGUUUGUUUAUGAGAAAACGACCUGGUGGUUUUCUGCAAAUUUCUUCAACGUUAUCACAUAAUUAUUAAAACGGUUAACAGAUGUAUCGUAGGAGGGUGUAGCAACACCAAUCUUGAUGGGAUUAGUACUCAUCGUUUCCCAAAAGACCAGACAAUGAGAGAGAAAUGGGAGCGCUUGGUCUACACAGGCUGUGCACUGAAACUGCGCAAGCUCGUGCAGCCUGCUGGCGCUUCCGCAGAUAACGUCACGAUUCUGGCUCCAGACUCCCUUGGGAUUUUUCCAGAUGCAUUUUGUUAUUUUUUUCUGCUGUAGACAGAUGGCCUUGUGCAAAAUUACCCUUCUGGAUGAGUGUGUAAAGGGACAUACUUUCAUAUAGAAAAAAAACGAAAUUGGUCCAGAAUAUGCCCUUUUACCUGCAGGAGGUUCUAAUCAGUGGCACUCAAUAUGGAACACCUGAUUCUAAUUUUAUGGACUUGAAAAUGUGAUAAAUGUAAGGGUGUACUUAUGUUUUCUGACUGAUUUUUUUAAAAUUUAAAUUAUGAAAAUGACUACAAAAUGUCAAUUUUAUGUGUCAUUUGUUGGAGUAUAUCACCUUUAUUUGUAGGCAUUGUAUCAAAGAGGGUGAAAUGUUUGCUUGCUUAAAUAUGUUGAGAAAAGUUUACAGUUUCCAUGGGAUGUACUUAUUGUUUCACGACUGUGCGUCUGUCCCUCUCUGUGUUUAUUUAUAUUAAUCAAAUAUACCAUGCACUGAGAGGCUCCAGGUUGAAAUUAUGGAUUCUCUGAGGUGACUGGCAUAGUACUGUUUUGUGAGGGGCACAGCAAAAAUCAGAAAGUUGUUAAAACUAUUGAUUUGUGUGGUUCUUUUAAUGUGUUCAAUUGAAAGUCCCCCUGGCUGAAAUGUUAGUUUUUAUUUAAAUUGUAUUAAUUACUUCUAUUUUUGUCUGUCUUUACUGUAAUAAAUAAAUAAACAAACAAA